Messenger RNA from Anoplopoma fimbria (sablefish), 317 nucleotides. RefSeq names its product cortexin domain-containing 1 protein-like. Lineage: Eukaryota; Metazoa; Chordata; Actinopteri; Perciformes; Anoplopomatidae. The transcript has a single exon. The record is from RefSeq and is a predicted model, not a curated record. Bases 80 to 262 code for a protein of 60 amino acids.
AGGUCUUCAGGAUGGAAGCCAGGUGUGUAGGCGUGUCUGAGGACAGCAGCAGCAGCAGCAGCAGCAGACUCCAGCAGUCAUGGAGGUGGAGGGUACUGCAGAACCAGCCUUCGUGGACGUGGACCAGGGCUUGACUCUGGCCUGCGUCGCCUUCCUCUGUCUGCUGCUGGUGGCCAUGAUCAUCCGCUGCGCCAAGGUCAUCAUGGACCCCUACAGCGCCAUCCCCACCUCUACCUGGGAGGAACAGCACCUGGACGACUGACACACUCAAGCAGACAUUUACAUAACGUGGAUAUAUGUGUUCCUCCAGGCAACCA